AUGGCUUCUACGCUGUCACCAUUCUUAGAUGCAGAGCAGGAGCAGACGUGGGAAGAUAACUUUCAUGACAAAUACAAGUUUUAUUUGAAAAAUUUCACAGAAAAUGGAACAAAUCAGACUUUUGAAGAUUUGCCAAAUCCUUCCUAUUAUUCUCUGUACUACCGUAUUAUUGGAACUGUCUUUCAAGGUUUUAUUUUUGUGAUAGGAGUUUUAGGAAACAUUAUGGUGGUACUUGUUGUUCUUCGAACCCGCAGCAUGCACUCUCCAACCAACUGUUACCUGGUUAGUCUUUCUAUUGCUGACCUGAUGGUUCUGAUAUCGUCAGUGCCCAAUGAAAUCUUAUCAUAUUUUUUACUUAGUGACGAAUGGAUUUGGGGAAGAGUAGGAUGUGCGCUCUUCAUCUUUCUCCAGUAUUUAGGAAUCAACGCCUCAUCCUUGUCUAUCACGGCCUUUACUGUUGAACGAUAUAUCGCUAUUUGUCACCCGAUGCGAGCCCAGAUGGUCUGUACUGUAAGCAGAGCCAAGAAGAUCAUUGUUGGAGUCUGGGUGUUUGCUUGUCUUUACUGCUUCCCUUGGUUCUUUCUCACCAAGAUAGAACCCAUCUUCUACAAAGGUUAUAGCAACAGAGAAACCUGCACUUUUGCGUUGUCAAGGAAACAUUAUCUGGGCUACUUCUUUUCUGAUCUGGUUCUCUUUUAUGUCUUUCCUCUUCUGCUGUCCUGUGUACUUUACAGUUUAAUCGCAAGGAUCCUCUUCUCUAACGAAAUCCCCAAGAAUCCCGGAAACAACACUAGUCGUAGUUCAGACUCCAAACGAACCAGUAGCAUGAACGCCAGAGUACAGGUUGUUAAAAUGCUAGCUGUAGUAGUUGCUGUCUUUGCGACUUUGUGGGUGCCAUAUAGAGUCCUGGUGGUGUACAACUCCUUCGCCAAACAGCGUUAUAUGGAACCGUGGUUCUUGAUGUUCUGUAAGACCAUGAUCUUCAUUAAUAGUGCUAUCAAUCCAAUCCUGUAUAAUGCUAUGUCUGUCAAGUUCCGGCGAGCUUUUGCACGAAUGCUGUCUUGUGGUCAGAGAGAUCAACGACUUCGGGGUCCAUACAUCAGUGCUUCUGGAUCUGUUCGUUACAACCCAAGUAUACUAACGACCACGGUGAGCAGAACCGCAUCCUGUAGAGUGGAGCAGCUGCAGCUUCUGUAAUAUGUAUACGUGUGGAGACGAUUAGUUUUAGAAGUUUGUUUGAGCGUAAAAUCGUUGACUAUUCGAAAUUCACUGGAAUACAUAAAACUUAACGGUUUAUAUCCAAUAAUUAUAAUUCAUUUAACAAGAGAAAAAAAUAAGUACUAAUAUUCUUUGUAAGGGCCUUGAAAACACACAAUAUUUCAUAUAAUGGCUCAUCUAAAAAAGAAAAAACUACAAACUUAUUUUACAAAACGUUAGUUUUGCUGACAUUAUAGGCCUAGAAGCACAAAUGAAAUGGUCAAAUGCCAGAAUUUAUCUUAAAUAUUGUUAAAUUCUUUGAUGACGCUACAGCAUUUCUGUAAGUUGCUUAUAUAGUAAUUGUUACAUUUAAUUAUAUUAUUCUCAUUACAAUUCGAUUUUAUAAGUUGAGGUAGGACAUUAUUAUGCAAUGUCCUGGAGAUACUUUGAGGAAUGGAUAUUAUUACAAAUAUACUAUUAUAAGUUGAGGUAGGACAUUAUUAUGCAAUGUCCUGGAGAUAAUUUGAGGAAUGGAUAUUAUUACAAAUAUACUAUUAUAAGUUGAGGUAGGACAUUAUUAUGCAAUGUCCUGGAGAUAAUUUGUGGAAUGGAUAUUAUUACAAAUAUACUAUUAUAAGUUGAGGUAGGACAUUAUUAUGCAAUGUCCUGGAGAUAAUUUGUGGUAUGAAUAUUAUUACAGAGACGAUUCAACGUCUUUGACCGUUUAUAUUCGACGUAACUUACCUAAUAUCCAAACAUCUCUAAUUAAAGAACAAUGAGUUGAGGAUUUAACAAAUAUGUACAACCAAGAACCCAAUAUAAGCAUCAAAGGGCAAAAGGUUAAACAAAUAGCAAAAUUGGAAAAUAACUAUGGCACUUUUCAGAUUGUAAGCUACUUACGAACGAUAAAUUAUCACAAAACAACAACAACAACAAAAAACA
Molecule: messenger RNA, 2139 nt
Organism: Limulus polyphemus (Atlantic horseshoe crab)
Lineage: Eukaryota; Metazoa; Arthropoda; Merostomata; Xiphosura; Limulidae
Product: thyrotropin-releasing hormone receptor-like
Exons: 2
Coding region: 1-1197 (398 amino acids)
Biological process (GO): G protein-coupled receptor signaling pathway
Cellular component (GO): membrane
Molecular function (GO): thyrotropin-releasing hormone receptor activity
Source: RefSeq, a predicted model, not a curated record